ACUAAUAAUAAAGUAGAAUGAUUAUAACAACAUAUUAUAAUAAAAGUUAUGUGAACAUGGUCUCUCUCCUCAGGUUCUUCAACUCUGCCAGAAAUGUGGCAGUGGCCUCUUCAUUGGCAGACACAGCCUCUCCAGUAAUUUUUAUAUUUUUCAGUCUAAACCUAUUCCUGAAUCUGUGUAACCAUCCUUUAUUUGCAGUAAAUGGUGUGGUGUCACUCAUUUCAGGGGAUCUCUUGCUGAAGUUUUUGUAGAUGUUCAAUGUUUUCUGGCCCAACAUAUUGCUGUCAGUUGGAACAUAUACUGUUCAUGUCCUCCAUCCACAAAUUUAAUGCCUUUUCCAUUCUAACUAAGCACUUAUGCACUGUGGCUAUAACUUUUGCACUCUGAGGUACGACAGCAAAACUAGCACAAAUUUUCCUUCUUCACAAUUUCACAGAUAGAAGACUCGUUCUUACCAUAGAUUUUAGCAACCUCAGCAUAUGAGCAUACAGUUUUUUUCUUAUUAAGUUUAAAACUUUCACUUUUUCACUUAGAGGAAGCACUUUGCAACUUCUUUGGCAUAUCUGAAUAGCACGCAUCACUACUCUGGCUCUUUGGGAACAUUAAAUAAAUAAUAAUAAGGUGACCUGAACACAAGCACUGCAAUACCAUGACAGUCAAUCUGAUAACUGAGCUGGCUAGUGACUAACAGAUGGGAUUCACUGGACAAAGGGAUGAUUCACAUCCCAAGCAGGAUGGACUGAGCUAAGGAGCUGGCAUGAGAUUUCAUCAUAGUACUCAAAAUGGCGUGCAAUUUAAAACUUAUGAAUUGUUUAUUUCUGGAAUUUUCCAUUCAGUAUUUUCCAACUGCAGGUAACUAAAAUAUCAGAAAGUGAAACCACAGGUAAUAGGGGGACUGCUGUAUGUGCGUUUGCUGGUAAGAAAGGAGAAGUAGUAGAAACUGGAGAAGGCAAUAGAAAAGGGAGAGGGAAAGGAAGAUAGAAAACUAAAAUAUAAAGGAUAAAACACAUAACCAUGAGUGUUUUAUUUUAGGCCCAACUCCUGUUUUUUCUGUUGGACAAGGAAAAGAUGUUCGGUCAAGAAGGUGCCAGUAAGGAGAAAGGAGAGGGACCAAGAAAGUGGAGGUCUCUAUAAAUUCAAAGGAUAGACGAAUGGGAGUAAAUAAAUUUUUUAAAAGAAAGAAAGAUUGACUUGGUACCCUGAGGAGGCUCCUGGGUCAAAGCAGUAAAAGAGAUAGAGUGAUGGAAGAUUGUAGUUAAAAAGGAGAAUUGACUGUAGUCAAGCAGGAGAAUACUUGUGUCAAGUUUCAGGUUUCAGUGGCUGAAGAUGAAGCUCCUUGAGGUUGAAGAUCUAAAUAAAACUAGUGCAGGAAGUUGGAGAAGAACAUCAAUAUAUAUGCUAAAAUUACCAAAGAUGAUGGCAGGGGGAGAGGAAAAGAUGAGCUUGGUACAAAUGUUCUGUACAUUAGCAGCAAUGAAGAUGCAGGUGUGGAUUUCAAGAGAAGAUGUUGAUAAAUGGUGAUCGUGGAAUAUUUUUCCAAAAGCAGCGAUAUGGAGUAUUGCUCUUUGCUCUUUGAGUAGGAACAACUCAUUACUUGGGAGAAGGCUGUAAAACAGGGGAUGUCUGUGUGGAUGAGUGGGGAUAGUAAAGGUAAAGCGAUAAAAGGACUGCUCGAGAAAAAAAUGGAAAAUAUAGGGGAAUAUGUUGGUAAUGAGUAGGGGCUAGAAGACGACGGGCAACUAGCAAUGAAGUUAAUGUGGAAAGGGGGAAGGGCUGAGCUGAAUGAGUGCUGGAGGGAUUUUCAAGGGGAAGGUGUUUGCAAUGGCUGCUACUGUGAACUUGGAACUUGAUCCCAUUUUUUUGAAAGCACUAGGCUUCUUACAUUCAAAGAGUAAGGAUUCUGCUGAAAAGCUAAAAGCACUGCUUGAUGAAUCUUUGGCUCGGGGCAUUGAUUCAAGUUACCGUCCAUCUCAAAAGGAUGUGGAACCACCCAAAAUUUCAAGCACAAAAACUGUUUCCAUUAAGCAAGAGCCCAAAACAUCAUCCACUCUUCCUUCUGGCAAUAAUAAUGGCAAGGUCCUAACAACUGAAAAGGUAAAGAAGGAAGGUGAAAAGAGACCUGCUGAUAAAAUGAAAUCAGACAUCACUGAAGGAGUUGAUAUUCCAAAGAAACCUAGAUUGGAGAAACCAGAGACACGGUCCUCUCCCAUUACUGUCCAAACCAGCAAGGAUUUAGCUAUGACUGACCUUUCCAGCUUUGAGGAGACCAGUGCUGAUGAUUUUGCCAUGGAGAUGGGAUUGGCCUGUGUUGUUUGUAGGCAAAUGACAGUGGCAUCUGGUAAUCAAUUAGUAGAAUGUCAGGAAUGCCAUAAUCUCUACCACCAAGAUUGCCAUAAGCCGCAGGUGACAGACAAGGAAGUGAAUGACCCUCGCCUUGUGUGGUAUUGUGCCCGGUGUACCAGACAAAUGAAAAGAAUGGCUCAAAAAACUCAGAAACCACCACAGAAACCAGCCCCCACAGUUGUUUCUGUAGCUCCUGCUGUUAAAGAUCCAUUGGUUAAGAAACCAGAAACUAAACUCAAGCAAGAGUUAACUUUUCUAGCAUUUAAGAGAUCAGAAGUCAAGACAUCCACGGUUGUUUCAGGAAAUUCUUCUAGUACCAGUGUUUCCUCUUCAGCAACUAGUGGCCUAACUGGAUGGGCAGCUUUUGCAGCCAAAACUUCUUCUGCUGGUCCAUCCACAGCAAAAUUGAGUUCAACAACCCAAAACAAUAGCGGGAAACCUGCUACCUCAUCAGCUAACCAGAAGCCCGUGGGUUUGACUGGUCUGGCAACAUCAUCCAAAGGUGGAAUAGGUUCCAAAAUAGGUUCCAGUAACAGCACUUCACCCACUGUACCACUGAAACCACCUCCACCUCUAACUUUGGGCAAAACUGGCCUUAGUCGCUCAGUUAGUUGUGACAAUGUUAGCAAAGUAGGUCUUCCCAGUCCAAGUAGUUUGGUUCCAGGAAGCAGCAGCCAACUAAGUGGGAAUGGAAAUAGUGGGACAUCAGGGCCUAGUGGAAGUACCACUAACAAAACCACUUCAGAAUCAAGCAGCUCUCCCUCAGCAUCCCUUAAAGGUCCAACUUCACAAGAAUCACAACUCAAUGCCAUGAAGCGAUUACAGAUGGUCAAGAAGAAGGCUGCCCAAAAGAAACUCAAGAAGUAAUGUGGCCAAGUAGGUUUUUAUAUCAUAUUACCCUAAAGAUUAAAAUCUUAUUAUUAAGACAUAAACUGUAGUAUACUAUAAUUUAAUAAAAAUCUUCAUAAUGAAAUUUAUUAUUUCUUACCUUAAAAUGCUAAUUAGUAGUUAAUGAAACUUGGAAAUGUUUAUUUUAAAUCUGUUUAGCAUUUUUCUUUUGACAGUUUUCAUAGUAUGUGAAAACAAUGAUUAGAAUGACUAAUUCUCGAUGAAAACUUCUGGAAUUCCAGAAGACUGAUAGCAUAUGUGAAUUUUUUUUAAAAAUUCAUCUUCUGGCAAAGUCCCAAUAAUUGAUCCUGCUGAAUAAGAUGCCUUACAAAGAGCCAGGGAUGACCCAAGUUUUCUACUCCCUGCCCUGCCAUAGUCUGGAUAUUCAUUGGCAGUCCCAGCCUCAUUUCAAUUGAUUCUCCCUCUCCCCCCAAAUAUUUCAUCUCCCCAUUUUCAAAAUUAAUUUUUCAUAAUUGACUUCUCAUAUCCCUGUAUUAUGUUUUUACCUUUUUGUCACCUCAUAUCAGUUAUUUAGGGAUUUAUCUCUUCCAAUAGAUUGUGAACCCCCAUGCCCUUUCAGUGCAAUAGUUUUCUCACAUUUCCCAGUUUCAUCACAUUGCCAGUGUAACAUAUGCACAUAGUAUAUGCUUAAUAAAUGUUGACUUUUGAUUUUUCCUGGUUACACACAUUCCUGAGAAUUCUUGAGGAAAAUACCCAUUCCAAGAGUUUUUGUGGAUGGAUAAUUUCUGAUUUGUUUACAUACUGAUAGCAUCUUCCUAUACCAUGAAAAAAAAGGCGAUUUUAUUUUUACUGCCCAAAAUAUUACAGCAAUUUACCUAAUUUUAGUUAACUUUGUAUAAAAGAAGCUCCCAUAUAAUGAUUAAUUCUUGAGAUUCUUUUGAAGUGUGUGUGUGUACAUUAAGUCAGAAAGUAUGAAGGGUCUGAGUUGUUGACUUUUUGCAAGCUAGCAAAUUAUCCUGCUCUUGUUUUACAUACAUACUCUGACAGAAGACAUGAGGCUUUCUGGAUCAGAGCAAUAGCAAAAUGUAGCAGCCAUUUUUAUAUAUUUUAUACUUCAUGAAUACCUCAUUUCAUCCAGAAACUAGAAGUCCAGCAAAUUCCUACAUUCACUAGACUGAGCAGCCUUUUUCUUUCAGCUUUGAUGUAUGCAACUAACACUUCACUAUAAACCUCUGAUCUCAAACCCUUUCCCUUAAUUCCUAUAUUUUCCUCAUGUUAUUAUUCUAAAAUAUAUUGAUAAAUGAUUUCUGUGAAUUUAAAGCUUUUUAAAGUAAACUUGGUCUUUUUUAAGGAAAGAUAUUUUAAACUGCUUUGUUAAAUAAUGGCACUAAAUUAUUCAUGGUAAAUUACGAUUCAGUACUGAAAUAAUCCAUUGCUUACAAAGUGGAGUAAACAUCUAUUUACAUGUUUAAAAUCUGCCUGCAGAUGUUUUUGUUUUGAGAAACUCAGAUUUCUGUGGAAUAAAUACCAAUUUGGCAUCAACUCCAAGUCCCCUUUAGUGUCAAAAGACCAAAAAAAAAAUGUAUAUUCAUCAUUAUUUGCUUAUAGUUCAGGGCCAGUUUGGACUAAACUGGAUAAAACGACAGUGUGACACAAGUUCAUCUCAACAACUAUAACAGUUAAUAUAACCUCAGUACCUACAAGAAAUUAAAGCAAUAAUGCAGACAGUUGUACAUUGGCAAUUGGCACCUGUAAUGGAAAAUUUUAUCCCAUCAUAGUCAAAACAUCUGCUGAAUAGAGUUGAAAAGAGAAGCAAUUAUUUUACUUUCUAUAGUAUUUCAGAGAAGACUUUAGAAAACUUUAGGAAGUAAUUUAACUUUUAUUGAGCAUGGCUCUUUGUAUAGAUUAUGUGUAUAAAUAUAUAUUUAGAAUCUUCACAUAUGUGUAGGAUGCAUACAUCUAGUAAUGUAUAACUCACUCAGUUUGGUACUUUAUAGAGGUAUAUUUGGUAUUAGAGUUUAUCCUCAAGUAGCUCUUAGACCUUGAUUUUACCGUAUCAUUAAGUGAGCUACAAGGCUUUUUAACUGAGCAUGUGAUGAAAGUGGCCAGCUUUAUAUUAAUAAUAUUUAUCACUUCUUUUAUUCUGUUAUGUAUCGUUUGUUUUUCCCAUCGAAUUUAAAUUGUGUGACGGCAAGGAUUUUGUUUGUCUUGCACACCAUGGUAUUCCCACUGCAGCUUUUGGCUCAGUGAAUGAAUAGACAGAUAUAUAGCUGAGCCAAAAAGCAAGCUUUUAGGAUUGUAAGUUCAAAUCCCAUUUUAGUAGAAAUUUGGUCAAUAUCACUUUUCUGUUUUGUAUAUCGUGCUUUCCAUUAGAUUAUUUAAUCAGAUAAUAUAGUGACUUAAAGAAAACGUUAAAAGAACACUGGCUUAAAGUCAGAAGACCUGUUUUUGAAUCCCAGUCCCUCCAUGUAUUAGCUGUGUAAUCUUGGUUUCCCCCUGUAUGAUGAUAAUGAAUGAGAUCAAAUGAAAGACCUCUAAUAUUCAAAGGUUAGGUGAUUCUGACUCUUAACAAGGAUGUGGUAGUACUGUUUAUUGGUAACAGAUUAUAAACUGUGAUGACCAUAGGUUAUAUGGGAAAUACAUCAUUUUAUAGAAAUACACUUGGUGCAAUAAUUAUAAAAAUUAUAUAAGCAAGUAGAGAAAGCCAUACAUUUACAUACCAUAAUAUUAUUUCUUUAAAGUAAGAUAAGCUGUAUUUAAUUAACUAAGAAUACAUUCCCUAGAUUUUUGAACAAGAACAUCUUAUUCUGGUAUAUACUAAAAUGACUUAUUUUCCUGAAAAAUUAAAGCAAAUUUUGUCUGUAUCUAGAGUGUAAUAUUGUGUGUGCAGUAACUGGCUUACAGAGACUCAGCUUGAAUUCCUGGAGUAAAGAUUUUUAUAUUGGAAUAAUCUUGUAGAUCACAGAGAAUUUAAUGACUGGCUUUUUAUAUAUAUACUAUUUAGUAUAUAUAAGAGGAGGGAGAUAAUUUAAAAAAUUUUUUUAAAUAGACUUUAAAAAUAGUAUCAUUCCAUAAGUAGUAGGAUAUCUCGAGAGUAUAAAGUCUAGUGUCCUUCCAAUCAAUCAAAUUUAAUUCCUUCCUCAUCAACUAUAAUGUAAACUUAUAUGCCUAAUUUAGCUUAAAUUUUGUGAGGUUUCUAGAUGUAUUCAGUAUUGAAGGGUGCACUGAGUGCCUUAAGAAACUGUAGUUAUGACAAACAGGAUUUAAGUAAAGUGGUUUUGCCAUCUUAGAAUAUGAAGAUUUCCUCUCUUUACUCACAGAACUUUGAGAGGUUUUUGCAAUUGACAGAAGUCCAAGAAGUUUAUGGAAAAGUGAAGAGUUUUUAAUUCCAUGUUUACUAAUUUUUGUAAAUCAUCUAAAUAUUCAUCACAAAUAGUGACAAGCAUCUCUAAAAGUCCAAGUUAUAGUUUAGGGAAGAUAUGGAAUAUACCAGCACUUAAAAGUAUUCCAUGCAAUGCUGCAUUUAUAUGAUUAACAAUGUGCAUUUUAUCUCUUCCGCACAAUUCCUCCUUCAUAGAAUUUUUAUACUAAGACCAGAUAUUUUUCUAAAAUAUAAGGAAUGUUCAUAUAGUGGCCUUGUGACUUUUUCACAUGACUUAAGCACCCAUGGUAACUUUGUAUUACUGUUUUUUUUAUAAUUUCUAAACUUUAUUAUGUGUAUAGUUUAAGGCAUCUGUAUUUAAAAAUAAAUACUAAAUAAAAUGUAUAUAUACA
Messenger RNA from Aethalodelphis obliquidens (Pacific white-sided dolphin), 6966 nucleotides. It is a transcript of the gene INTS12, whose product is annotated as integrator complex subunit 12. Gene Ontology annotation, cellular component: integrator complex. Gene Ontology annotation, biological process: snRNA 3'-end processing. Bases 1783 to 3210 code for a protein of 475 amino acids. The record is from RefSeq and is a predicted model, not a curated record. NCBI's taxonomy places the organism in Eukaryota, Metazoa, Chordata, Mammalia, Artiodactyla, Delphinidae. The transcript has 7 exons.